AGCCCCUUGCCCUUCGACCUGCCUUACACCCACUCGGCCGCUUUCGCCGCCUGGGCUUGCGUGUUGUGUUGUCUCUGUCCCUCUUCUCCUCCCGCCGACGUGCCUCGUCCGCUUCCUUUAUUGUGCCCUGCCCUUUGCUCCUUUGCCCCUCUGAUGCAUGCCGCUCUCCGCCUGCCCGGCAUUUCCUGCCUGGCGUCGGGGCUACUUUCCUGCUCGCCCAGUGGAGAGCAUGGCCGCGAACCUGGAGGCCAUCAUGGAGGACGCCAGCAACGACGUUCAUUGGUUCAACACGGCGUCGGGGCUGAUCCUGCACCGGGACGUGCACAACAGGCCCACGGUGGCAAGCCUGUCCUGCAUUGCGAGGAGCAUGGGUGUGCCCUGCCACAUCAAGGAGGAGAAGGAGGACAACGACGCCACCUCCGAGUGAAUGGUUUGUUUGUGGCUCGGUGACUGUUCGAGGCCAUGGUGAUGCUGGGCACCCUUGUGUGCCGCCUGCGUCGGUGGCGCCACAGGUGGCGCAGCAGGCAGGCAGCUGUUGCCUCAACCACAGCACCCACAGCAGCCAUGUUGAUGGUUGGCUUUGCUAGGUUGAGAUGCGCGGGGAGUGCACCGCCGAGUGGGGCAUUAAUUAUCAAUUGUGCGUACUGAGUUAUGUAGAGGUUUAAUGCUGUGGUGUGGCUUUUGAGCUGCGCCGCUGUCAAGCUGUUUGUGUGACGUGUUCUUUCAUGUGUACCAAGGACGUGAUGGCUCGCAGUCUUUUGUUCUACGUAAAAGACUGCUAGCCAUCACAUCCUUGGUACACAUGAAAGAACCACGUCGUAAGAGUAAGUUCCCGAAGCCAAAACUGUAUCGGCGUCAGUGAAGCAUACAAGGACGAGGAAGCCCGUGUGGGUGCAUGUACAGGACGCUCACGUGUCUAAUCUCGGGUCGCGCCAUGCACGGGGCGUGCGGGCAGUGGAUCGACAUCAAAAUGGCGGUCUGGCAGUCCGACGGGACAGUUAACGCGCCAAGGCUAGCAUUAAGAAGUGGGGCCUGAAGGAGGGGAUUGACCUGUGCGACUGAGUGGCUGUGGUGUUGGUGACAUGAGGCUCAGGGCCGGGGCCGGCGCGGGAAAAUGCCUCUCUAUGUGUAAGGUUUCUGGGAUGGCCCUUACCGGCCCGUUUGGACGAGUGGUGCUUUGGCCCUUCGCCGCAUGCAAAUUUGGCACGCAUCUGGUGUGACCGUACCAUGGGUAUGUUUGGAAAUGUGAUGGAGGUUGGGGGGAAUCAAAUGACAUAUGCAACCUGCAUUCUGCGUCUGGCGGGGCCCAUGGACCUCGAUGUGCAACAACUGUCACGCGUGUAUCAUGUGGGCUGCAAUUGCAAUGCAGCUGGCGGCUGUCUGACGUUCGUGAAAGAGCGUGUGGAUACAGGACUGUGUAGGUGCUGUGCGCACCUUGCUCAUUGCUUCACCACUUCAGACGCGUGUGGAGUGUUUUUGGAUCGGCAACUCGCCCUAGCUCAGGCGUGUUGGUGGGACGUGGAGUGACCUCGUUGCGCAAACAUGAAGGCGGCAAUGAGCGUGUGAGCGGUCAAGCGAAGCUCCUAUGCGCCUCACGUGUGCGCCUGGAGGCUGGCGCCUGAGCUUGAUGCGAGUUUCUUCCUCCGCCUACUUUUGCUCCGCCUGGCUGGUGUUGAGUGGAUCCCGCGCGUUCACGAACUCCUGGUAUGGGUGCAAGUGGAGGGAGCUUUUCACGGCUGAGAGCCUGAGAGACUUGCAGGGGCGCUCACUGUCAACGCGUCAACUGCAACCUGCAGCAACCCUGCAAGUGCGUGAAAGCGACAUGCGCCAUGGCUUCUGGCAACUGUUCUCCCCUGCUUUGUGGGAGUGCGGAGAUUGUAACGCGAGCGGUGAGCACUCAAUGUGCUUCAAGUCAUGCGAAUACCACGGGUUUGAGGCAACCUCUAGUGGCAACAGGUUGGUCGAAUUCCUUCGGCCACGCACGGCAUUUAGUUAUGCAAGGACUGCCCCCAGUUUGGCAUAGUGUAAAAGCUUGAUUUG
Messenger RNA from Chlamydomonas reinhardtii, 2040 nucleotides. RefSeq lists its product as uncharacterized. Lineage: Eukaryota; Viridiplantae; Chlorophyta; Chlorophyceae; Chlamydomonadales; Chlamydomonadaceae. Bases 158 to 427 code for a protein of 89 amino acids. The record is from RefSeq and is a predicted model, not a curated record. The transcript is spliced from 3 exons.